Pelobates cultripes (western spadefoot toad) is the source of this 7071-nucleotide messenger RNA. The record is from the annotation of a GenBank genome assembly. Lineage: Eukaryota; Metazoa; Chordata; Amphibia; Anura; Pelobatidae.
CCAGUCACCACACCUUAAAGUACUACCCACUUAUUAUCCUCCCAAAAAUUUGCCUGUCCUUUAUACUUUUUGCCAAGCAAGCCCAGCCAUAUUGGAGUCAUAUUCUAACCAAAGGUCACAGUUUAAGGAUAGAAAAAGGUUAAGCAUGGUUGUGAUCUUGUAGUUCAACUUGCAGUGAUGUCUCCACCUGCAAGAGCAAUAUUUGGUUUUAAAGGACCGUAUCAGCUUAGUUAUGUAUGCAGUUACUUCUGCUUUGUAUUUUUAUUUUUUUAAUGUAACACAUUGGUUAAAACUCCUGGUAAAGCUUUUUAAAAACAAAAACAAAAAAAAAAUAUAAAAAAAAUUUGUGCAUCACCAGUACCGUUUACAUAAUCUGUACAUAACGUUUGGUUUGGUGGUUCAACUAAUACUAGUAUAAUGCCCUCCAUAAUACUUGUAAAUAUAGAUUACUAAUAAGAAAGGAUGGUCACUUAUUGACCUUGAUAUUUACAUGGUAUCAUUAAAAAUAGGCGAAAAAAAUCCCAAUAUCGUGUAUUCCCUUAGCUACACCUUACUUAUAUAUGGAAUCCCUACCAAGACCUUUUUAUUUUUUUUGCCCAUAUUCUACCUCAAUAUUUGAUACUUGGACUUUAUCUUAAUUUUUGAAUCAAAAUGACUUGAAGGGAGGUAUUCAUAAGACUCCUGAUGGGGGGAAAUCAUGUGGUGUUCUUUUUCUUGUGACUGCCUGCAGCUAUUCUGCAAAAUGAUCAAUGAUUGCAUUGUUUACAGAUACCCCCUCCCAUUCGUAACCGCCCUUUAUACUCCACAUGAUUAUAUAUUUUUUGUUUUUAAAGAAAUCUUUUGCUGGUGGACAGUGCAUCACAGGAGCCAUUAAAGAUAAACUUUUUAAUAUCACAAGUUUGAUAAUCUCAAGCCGACCAGUGCACUCAGUUACAUACAUUCCUCUUUGCAUAACUGCUUUGACUUUCUACUGCAGGGGCAUUGAUGUUUCUUACAGACUUACUAACAUCUCUACACAGACAUUCAUCAGCCUCCUGUUUUUUGCAUCAUUUGGUUUGAUCCGUUCAGCCUGCUGUAAUGGCGCAAAGCUGUAUGCCAGCAUUGGAUCUCUGAAAAUCGCGAAUUUGAGGGCCGCUAUUUCAAAAAGUCUGCUGUGCUGAAUGAUCACUGUCUUUGGCCACCCCAGGAUAUGCAUCUGUCAAAGUUUUUUUACUCUUUAUUUCAGUCUUUUGGGUAUUAUUGGGGUAGUAGUAUACUAAUCCUAGAAUUUAGUUUGCUCUUAAAUAUUAUCCUUCAGAAAUUUUGAUAAAACAUUGUUUACAUAAUGCACACAGCCUGGGAUAGUUGUGAUUUUUAAAAAGGUUCCAUGGGAAAACUCUAAACUUCCCUUGAAUAGUUUGGGCCAGUAAAAGAAAGUUUGACACUUUUUUUUUUUUUUUUUUAUAUGCAGAAUAAAUAUCCAGUGUUUUUAUAUUGUACCUGUUAUUCAAGCCAUGCUAAGCAAAUUAAACACCUGUAAUGUUAAUGCUGCUUAGAGCAUCCUGCCACUUUCCAUGGACUGAAUAUAUAUUUCAACUCUAGAAUAUCUUAUAUUCUCCACUCACUGGCCUAUAAAAAGUAGGAGAUUGUAGUUGUAUUUUAACACUUCCUUUACUAGGUAUAAGAAUGUUUAAAUCCGUUUUAACAAAUAUUUAUUUUUCUUGUGCUAGUAAAAUGCCAUCAGACUUAUUCUGUAAAUUGUGAGAAAGUUAAGGGGAAAAUUUAAAUUUUAGGUUACUAUAGCUAAAAGUGACAAAUUCUUCAAGUCUGCAAUGUUUCAGUUCAGCUAUAUUUGCAGUUUGCUCUGAAUUUAGUGCAUUUUUGGUGAAUUCUUAUUACCAUAACGAAUAAUAGGCAGCAAGUAUAAGUAUUAUCAAUAGUUAUUUUUAUUAUUUGAAUGACUUGUAUUAUCCAGUACCAAAUCUAUUUUCCCACUCAUUAAGGGUUAUUUGUAAAUACUAGUUCUGGACAGUUUUAUUUUUUUAUAAAAGUGGUGCAGUCGGCAUGUGUGUGCUGUUUUAGAUUCCAUAGUGAUUGCUUCACUUUUAGAACAUUCAAUAGAAUUUGCCCUUUAUAAAUAUCUUUCCAAGUGCCUGACUCUAACUCACAUUUGAACUAAUGUUUGUUUCAUCACUGGCCAGUUGAGCAUCUUUUUUUCUCUUACUAGAAUUAGUUUGGCUAAAAAACAAAAGGGUAGGAGAAACUGAGAGGGACCAAUUUGUCACUCUCAACGCUGAGCACUAGUCUAAAACGUAGUGACCACUUAACAUUAAGGGGUUUAGUGUUAAACGCUUUAGCAUUAUUAUUUUUUUAUAUAAUCCUGUAUGUUCCUUUUAUCUAGAUUUAGGGGGCCUGUAAUCUAUUCAAGGUUGAAUAAUCAGAUGCUUCUCUUGGAGAAGCAUAUGCAGCAUCUAGUAUCCGCAUAUCUGCACCCUUUGUCCGAUGUCACAGAUUUACUUAAUGUCUAUUUUAGUCCGAAGCCUACGGUAGCCGUCUGAAUGACAACCCCUAGAGGAGGGAGAACUGCAAAAUGUAAACUGUAUGGUUUACCAGAAACUGCACUGUUUUCAUUUGCAAGGCUACAGGUGCAGUGUCUAUGCCCCCGAAUCCUUUCAUUAAGAUGAAGUGAUUUUGAUACUUAGAAUAUUCUUUUUAUCUCAUUAUAAUGGACUUUUUAAAUACUAAUGUGCCUAUUGAUAUAAAUGAAACCGCUGAAAAAGUUCAGAAAUUUAAGUCAUGGAAAAUGCCUUCAUGUAUGUUGCUCAGGGAGCCUUUAUUUGUCUGCCAGCUGGGGCUGCUAUUUAUUUUAGCCUCCUCUUUGCAUAUUGACUAUUAAUCAACCAGCUGUGUGGGGUGCUUCCUGCCUAUCAGAAUGCAACAUUAAUUUCGAAUUGGUUUGUUUUGCUCCCGUCUAUUCAGAGUCUCUGCAAUUCAAGGUUCCUUGCAGCAGUGCAGUGCAGUACACUACUGUGGAAUUCCAUAACUUUACAUACAUAUUUGAACUUUUCUCCCAGUGAGAUUUCACUUUGAAUUAAGACAUUAAUGACACUUUAAUGGUUCUGUAUUCUAGUGGUAAUUUCUGUUCCCUCUAGCAUUACCUUCCCUCACUUGUGAUAGUUUUUGUCUUUCAGGAGCAGCUGGGUGUGUUGCAACACUUUUACACGACGCAGCUAUGAAUCCUGCUGAAGGUGAGCAAUGGAGUGCUAACAAAUUCACAACGGGAACCUGCUCUUUAAUUAUUGUUUAGUGAGUUUAAAAGUUAGCAUUUUCAGUUUUAAUUCUUAUGACCUGUUUUUUUUUUUUUUGAUAAUUUAAAUGGGACAUUGGGGGUGUGUAGAAAUACGCUUGUAUGUAUUUACAAAAACGUGAGUGAGUAUCUCUUAAUGCUAAGCACUAGUCCAAACUGCAGUGACUUCUUAAACUUUUAAAGUGUUGUGUUAUGAAUGCUUCUGCAUUUAAAAUAUAUAUCUAUUUUUUUUAAUACAGUUUGUUCCUUUAUCUAUUUAGAUUUAGGGGCCCUGUAAGCUACUUUGAAGUCCUUAAGCUUAAACAAUCAAAUGCUUCUCUUGGAGAAGCAUUACAAGCAUAUGUAGCAUCUGGUGUCACCCUGAUGUCAGAUGUCACAGAUUUAUUUACAAUGUCUAUUUUAGUCCGAAGCGGUAGCCGUCUGAAUGACAACCGCUAGAGGAGUGAGACCUGCAAAAUGUAAACUCAUUAGUUUAUCAGAAACUGCACUGUUUUCAUUUGCAAGGCUACAGGUGCAGUGUCUAUGCCCUGAAUCCUUUCAUUAAGAUGAAUAGAUUGUGACACUUAGAAUAUCCUUUUAAUGUUAUUAUAAUGGACUUUUAAAAUACUUAUCGUAACAUGUGCCCAACUAUGCCAGCUGGGGCUCCCAAAUCUCCCAAAAGUGCAUGCAGUUUUUAUCCUUUAAAUGCUAGGACUGUAGAUCAGAUCCUGAGUGCCAGGAGCCCCCUGUUGAUUAUAGCAACUUGAAAACCUGGCAUGUUAAAUAUUGAAUGCAUUGCAUAUGUGUUUAUACAUUUUGCUCCUGUACUUACCCUGCUGUUUCUCUGACCUGUCCUUUAAAUGGCGAUUAGAUAAAAAUUACUUGUGUGCAGAAAAAUCAGUAUUUAUUAUAUUGCAGACCUAUAUGUGAGGCUUAUGCUAACUUUUUUUUUUUCUCCUUUAAUUCUGUUAAUGGUGGAUCUUCAUGAAUUACAUGGACCUCCUUCCUGAUCUUUGGAUUUUUAAAAAAUGUAUUAUUAAAUGUUGAAAAGUGAUCAAGCAGAGAAUGCAGAUGUACAAUUCUCCAUACCGGAGAGUAACUGACUGUAUGAGAGCUGUGUGGCGGAAUGAGGGUGCCGGUGCCUUUUACAGAAGCUACACAACCCAACUAACGAUGAACAUCCCAUUCCAGGCCAUACAUUUCAUGACCUACGAAUUUCUUCAAGAACAUCUUAAUCCUCACAGACAAUAUAACCCAUCUUCGCACAUGGUCUCUGGCGCUUGCGCAGGUGCCGUGGCUGCUGCUGUCACAACACCACUGGACGUUUGCAAGACCCUUCUCAACACGCAGGAAUCUCUGGCCUUGAAUUCACUUAACAUGAGUGGACAUAUCACGGGCAUGGCUAAUGCCUUCAGGACGGUGUACCAAGUAGGCGGUGUCACUGCCUACUUUCGAGGGGUUCAGGCCAGGGUCAUUUAUCAGAUGCCCUCAACAGCCAUUGCAUGGUCUGUGUAUGAGUUCUUCAAAUACAUUAUCACCAAACGACAGGAAGAAAGGAGGGCAGGGCACUGAAGCCCAAUAACCAAAUUAUGCCCUGAGAUAAUCCAGACACUGUUAACAUCUCUUUCCAGCCUGUAUUUUCUUUUUGUUUGUUUUUUUUGUUCUUAGUGUGAGGCCUUUUACCUCCAACACUGUCCCACUGCAAAACCACUCCAAAGCUACAGAUUGGUGGUACCCUUGCUCUGAGUGCAAGCCUUGAAAUCCUUUACAAGUCUCUACAACCAGCAUGCUGAAGCAUCUUUUGUGAAGAAUUAUCUGGCUGUUUUCUGUCAAUGCUUUUAUUUUUUUAUAUAUCAUUGCAGUCCUGUUUUAAUAACAAAAUAUUUACAUAUAAAGCGCUCGGUGCUCUCUGCUUAAGGCUUAGUGGAAUAUGUGUCAUACCGAUGAUGGGAGAGAGUUAACAAGACACACCUUGUUCCACUGACUGGUAAAGGCUGGAAAAAGAACAGUUUAACUUUGUCUGGAGUCUUCAUUCUCUCUGUGUGCUGUAUUUCUGUGUCAAAUGGGGCAAGAGGAAGGCGAUACUUCCCAAUCAUUCAAGCACUGACGUUUACCAUUGGUUCUUACCAAAGUCUGUCAAUUAGUCUUUGUCUAAAACGUAAAGCAAUUGGUUACUGAGGCCGUUGUCAGCACGCACAUGUAAAAGCACUUAACCACCUUGGUAGCUGAACUCCUAUUUUGUUUCUUAAUCCUAAAAACUUGGAGGGAAGUAUGUAUAUCUUUCUGGGAGAGGGAGUAUGAGCCAAGCACUUAUAUGUCCUGUUUCUAAAGGCUUAUCCAAAUGUCUUAAUGUUGCCAAUAUUUGUACCCCAAAACAGAGCGCAAAGAGGUCCUAACAAUCAUUGCUGCUAAAUAACAAAACCUCCAUACAGACACAACCUGCCGGGUACUUUCGAUUGUCAUUAGUGAGGGUUAUUGUGGAUUGCAUUUCAGCUACUAUUGGAUGCUAUAGGAUGUGAAAUAACUCCAUCACUAGUAUCUCUCACUAAAGAUGGUUGCUUCUUUAAAAUGAGUAAGAGCAUAAUCAGGUUUUCCUUAGAGCCAAAUAUUUCCUUGCACCAUCUGUGGACAGUAUAUGGAUGAGGAUUUGUUAUACACACUAAAACACAUGUAUAAAUCCUUGCCUUCUAUAUGGUCCGCUGGAAUGUAUAUUGAACCUUUCACAUACACUCCUAUUUGCUGUACAAUGUUGGCCCUUUUUGCCUGCAGCUCUGUGUCUAUUUGCCUUUAAAAUGGUUUCACUUGGCCUUUGUAGGAUUAUUCACUAAAGUGAGAAUUGACAGUAAUUCAAAGUGAAUUUCAAAUUUAAGGCCAAACUAAAAAACAGAAUUAACUUUUUUUUUUUUCUGAUUCGGCUAUUUUGUCCUAAGUUUUUAAAUUCUUGCCUUAGUGAAUAGACAUAAUGUUGAACCAUCAAGUAUUUGAAUGGAUGAAAAACCAAACAUUAAUGUUCACCGGAAAAGGAAAUCCACGGUUUUAGACUGAAUCUAUGUGGAGUAGGUUUUAAACACUCAUGUAACUACUUAAAUAAGUGAACUACUUACUGUACAGAAAUCAAAAUUUUCCUGGUUCAAUUGGAAGUUACUGUGCAGGUUUGCAAGCUAUAAAGUACAAUCCUUUGCUCGUUGUUCUAUCAAAGCAGGGGUGUAUUUAUUUAAUUUCUGUUCUCCUGAUUUCUCCCUCCCCCCACAGCCCAAAACAUGUAGUCCAAAUACUGAUGUUUUACAGCGACACUGUUUGUUUUGAGGAAUUUUUCAUUAUAGUUACCAUCCCCUCUAAACUGUAAUCUUCAUUUGUUUUCCGUUUGGAAGGCUGAUCUGACAGGAAUAAAAUUUUGGGAAGUGACUUAAACAUAUUCUAUUGCUUACAUGUUUUUGAUUUGAGUGUAUUCUCAGUGAUUUUAAGGUUAAUUGGUUUGGUUCCGUUCUCAAGCACAUUGUAUAUGUGAUCAACAUUAAGGGGUUAAUGUACAGAUUGUCUGCUUCAACUGAAGGGAUUUAGAUCUAUCAGAAAUCAACGUAUAUCAAUUUCCAGUGGUAGGUAUAUAAGACCAAUCCAAGAUACACCAGGUUUCACGGGUGCAAUAAGCUUUGGAUCGUAAGAUAAAUAUAUUUCUCUAUACCUUUUUCAACAAUCACCUGGGUGUUAUUCUCUAUUUGACUCAGAACUCUACAAAGGUAAGAAAACUAAUACUAAUGUAUUUCCUCAUUUUUAGAGGCCCUCUUUUUGUUAAAGGACCACUCUAG